This is a messenger RNA of Phasianus colchicus (ring-necked pheasant), 2246 nucleotides long. RefSeq names its product DNA polymerase epsilon 3, accessory subunit (gene POLE3). Gene Ontology annotation, molecular function: chromatin DNA binding; protein heterodimerization activity. Lineage: Eukaryota; Metazoa; Chordata; Aves; Galliformes; Phasianidae. Gene Ontology annotation, biological process: DNA damage response; heterochromatin formation; leading strand elongation. The record is from RefSeq and is a predicted model, not a curated record. Gene Ontology annotation, cellular component: epsilon DNA polymerase complex; CHRAC.
GAAAGCGCGGCGCGGUGCAUUGUGGGGCGGGGCCGCGCGGCGCGGUUGUUUCCCGUGGCACCGGCUGUGCUGUGCGGGAACUCAGAAUGGCGGAGAGACCGGAGGAUCUCAACCUGCCCAACGCCGUCAUCACCCGCAUCAUCAAAGAGGCGCUGCCUGAUGGGGUGAACAUAUCCAAAGAAGCUCGGAGCGCGAUAUCUCGAGCAGCAAGUGUGUUUGUGCUCUAUGCAACGUCAUGUGCAAAUAACUUUGCCAUGAAGGGGAAGAGGAAAACGCUGAAUGCUGGUGAUGUUCUCUCUGCCAUGGAGGAAAUGGAGUUUCAGCGAUUUAUAGCCCCUUUGAAAGAGUCCCUGGAAGUUUACAGACGUGAACAGAAGGGAAAGAAAGAAGCGAGGAAAGAUAAAGACAAAAAGGCAGACUCAGAGGAACAAGAUAAGAGCCGAGAAGAUGAUAAUGAUGAUGAUGAUGAAAGGAUGGAGGACGAAGAGCAAAAUGAUGAGGAAGAGGUGGACAACUGAGCUUGCCAAUGGGACAUACGGGGUUGGGUUUUUGUUACUAGGAUAUAAAUGUUGUGAAGAAAUCUUGCUGUGUUCCCUCUGGUUUCCAGUAGAGCUCUUUACUGUUCUUCUGGAAUCUCUCUUUGGCUUUAGCAUGUACACAAAGGACUUGGCUAAAGCGUUUCUUAUGGGUGCCUCACCUCCUCCCUGCACGCAGGGGACUUGGCAGCUUCCCCAGGUGCUGAACAGACAGUAAUGGGUCUGGUAUUUUUAUGCUGGAUUGACUCUGAAACAAAGGGAAAGAAGAGAAAUGUCAGAUGGCUCAGUACAGUAAUGACCUGGAGAACUGAAAAAACUUUUGAAUAAGCUCAUUAAACCAAGCGAAGAUCCGAAUCCUGGUUCAUUAACCCUUUGGGGUUUAGAGUCUACAUGAUGAUGUUAAAAGCCUUAGAAGCUGACAGUUUAAGCUUUUUAUCCAAGUGAUGUUUUUUCCUUCAUUUUCUUGCAUUCUGGCUGUGCCUUCUCUUUCCUGCUCUUUCACAGUGAUACUGCCAGUUUCACCAGCUGUAUGCAGCACACCUGUACAAGGGCCAGUGGUCCUCUGAACUGAAUUCUUCCCCUAAAUGAACCAGAAUUAAAAAAAAAAAAAAAAAGGCUUCAUAGCACUUAGAAAGUAAACUAAUUACCAGAAGUGCUUGUUUUGUGUCUUUAAAGCCCUCAGAGACAAAGAGGGAUUUUUAUGAAAAAUCUGAAGAAAGGCUAACUGAAAAAAUUGUGUCUGAGGAACAAGAAGAAGCUGUGUCAAGUGGAACGUGUGCUGCAGCUCAGCAGUGGGCAGCAGUGGCUCUGAUGGUCUCAGCUCCUUUCCCUCCUCUGCGGAGCUGCAGUUCCUGCAGACAGGUUGGUGAUUGCUGCAAGUGUUAGAAUAGUGGUGGCUUUGGGGUUGGGUGGUUUUCUGAAUUACUUUUUAAGUCACUCAAGGUGUGUGUCCUUGUGGUGCUGUGGGCUCCAGGGAGGCAGGGAGGGCAGCACAGUCCUGUGUGGGAAGGCCAGCUUCAAACCUGUGCUGUUAAAAUGGCCUCUGUGAGAAAGAUGGGGUGAAACCAGCUGAAAAACUACCUGUUAGAAUAAGCUUAUUUUUUGGACACAGUGCUUUAUUAUGUGACUGACCUUUUUCGAGACUAAUAAACCUAACAUUUAGACUUAACUGGGGUCUGGUAAAGGAAACAUGAGGAAAAGGUUAGAAACCUUAUAAACAAAUCCAUCAGUUUGGCUGAUGUGCAGUAUAAACAAACACGAGCACUUGGGAGGAGCAGCGCGUCCCUUCGUGUUCUGGAAAGGCGCUGCAGGGCCGCCCUGCCUUUGCCAUUUCUGUGGCACAGUGACUCCACAGGCCCUCAGCGCCCAAAAAGAGCUGAACCAACGAGGUGCUGCUGGCUGCCUUCUGCUGGAGGCAGUGGCAGAUGAAAGGACUGCUUUUUUUGGUGAUGUCUUCCCAAGAUCUCAAGAACAAAAACAGCUGUCCUUCUAGGUUUGGGGGUUUUAUUACGUUUGGUUUUGUGGUUUGUUUUUUUUUUUUAAGUUUUCUAGUAUGUAUUUGGGACGUGUAUUCCGCCAGGGACCAGUAUUUAAAUAAAAGCUAAAUUCUUUACACAACUUGAAUCUUUGAUUGCUGUUUCCAGUGGCUGAAGUGCACGUCUGAGCACGCAGCAGCAGCAGCCACGGCCCUGCGUGCGGUGCGGGCGCGGG